This is a messenger RNA of Gymnodraco acuticeps, 1148 nucleotides long. RefSeq names its product mitochondrial ribosomal protein L10 (gene mrpl10). NCBI's taxonomy places the organism in Eukaryota, Metazoa, Chordata, Actinopteri, Perciformes, Bathydraconidae. Gene Ontology annotation, molecular function: structural constituent of ribosome. The transcript is spliced from 5 exons. The record is from RefSeq and is a predicted model, not a curated record. Gene Ontology annotation, cellular component: mitochondrial large ribosomal subunit. The coding region runs from base 45 to 791 and encodes 248 amino acids. Gene Ontology annotation, biological process: translation.
CAUUUGUGCCAACGUCACUUCCUGAAUAACGUAUACUGUUAGAGAUGGCGGCGACCUUGUGUCGAAUAUUACUACCGAAACAGGGAUGGCUUCCCUUCACACAGUGUGUUCGGCACGGCUCCAAAGCUGUGACUCGACACAAGAGGCCGUUGCACUUUCUCAAACAGAAGCUGAUGUCAGUUACACGGUACAUUCCACCCCCACGACCCGCUCCUCCUGGAGCUUAUCCACGACAAACCAUCAGAGACCAGGAGGAUGACCCUUUCACGAUACUCGUUAAGAAGAAAAUGAAGAGCGUGUUCCAGGAAUCAAAGAUGAUCGCUGUGGUCCAGAACAGCGGCAGUACUGCUGACGAAAUGAUACUUCUCAAGUACAAACUUCAUAAACAUGGCAUCACAGUGAAAUUUUUCCCCAACCAGGUGGUGCGUUCGUUCCUGAAAGACAGCACUUACUCCAACAUGGCUCCUCUCUUCAUUGGUCACACGGUUCUGUUCAUUAGUAAAGAGCCGAAGGUGAAGGAGAUGCUGUCGUCUCUGAGGACCAGCCGACAUAUGCUACUCCUGGGAGCCUGUAUAGACAACACGCUGCUGAGUGCACAGGGGGUCGUGAGCUACUCCAAGCUGCCCUCGGUGGCUGUGGUCCACGGGGAGCUGGUCAGUGGGCUGACCCUGCUGACCUCCCAGACAGCCGCCAUGCUGCAGCACCACCCGGCCCAGCUCUCUGCUCUCCUGCAGCAGCACGUCAAACAGCAGAGCUCCGAGGGAGCCCCUAAAGCCCAGGAGGCCACGUAGAGCUGGAGAGGAAACAAUGGGAAUGUUGCAGAUUUCCAACUGCUUGAAAUUACAAGGGAACGUCGGCUUGGAUGCAUAUUUUGCAAUUUAUUGUAAUUAAGCACCAAAGAACAAGGCAGAUUUUUAAGAUUACUCCACAAAGAACAAGUUGUUGGUUUACUCAAUCUCAGAGCAUGGUGUUAAAUUCAACUAAUUCAAACAAUGUGCAUCCACCAAUAGGAGCACUGUGGCUGCUGUGAAAAAGCUGCUUUCCGUGCUUCUCAACCUAUCAGAGGAAGUCUUGGACGGACAGAGCUGAAAAAUGCAAUUCCUUAGUUCAAGGAUAUUGUCACACAUAAAUAAACGAUGUAAACAUAA